UCAGCUAGACAGAUUUAGCAGCAGCUGGAGAAACAGUGUCCCAAACGGGCACCGUAACACUGAAUGUUACUCUCCUCUACCGUCGCUCAGUCAGACACCUUCUCCCUCAAAAAAAACGUCGCUCUGUGAGGUGCCACCAGGCCACAUAAAACCAAAAUGGAGAUCUCACUUGAAGAUGAUAGCAGCAGCUCAUCACCCAACUUUGAGUACAAAGGCGCUCACCAAGCCUUCAGGGAUCGCUGGAAACAGACUGAUGACACUAUGUGUCGCCACAGCAUGUCCUUCCACCUGCACCACACGCUGAGGAGCGAGUUCUUUGCCAGCUACCUGUACCUGCUGGAGAAGACUCCUCUGGUGAAGCUGUUCCCUGUCACCUGUGAGUACAUCAAAGGAGAGAAACAGUUUUACUACCGAGCUCAGCAGUUCUAUGAAGAUGUGUCGGCCUCGGAGGAGGGCAUGAUGGGAGAUUUUGUGGAGAUAUCCAACGUUGAUCUGGAGGGUUCCCGGCAAUUUCUGAAGAGGUUUGUGGGUCCUGGUAAGGCCGGCACACACUGUGCCCUGGACUGUGGCUCUGGGAUUGGGCGUGUAACCAAAGGUGUCCUCCUUCCUGUGUUUGAAAAGAUGGAAAUGGUGGACAUGAUGGAGCACUUCCUCCUCCAUGCACACGAGGAGUACCUGGGCGACGACGCCGACCGCAUUGAGACCUACUACUGCUUCAACCUGCAAGAGUUCACACCUCCAAAAAACAAAUACGACGUCAUCUGGAUGCAGUGGGUGGCAUGUCACCUAACAGACAAGGACCUGCUGAACUUCCUGAUUCACUGUAAGAAGAGCUUGCGUCCAAAUGGUGUCAUCAUAAUAAAGGACAAUAUGGCGCGGCAGGGCUGCAAGCUGGACCCCAUCGACAGCAGCAUCAGCCGCCACCUGGACAUCAUGAAGAGCAUCAUCGCCAAGGCUGGCCUGGAGGUCCUGGCUGUUGAGAAACAGGAGGGCUUUCCUGACGUCAUCAUGCCUGUCUGGAUGAUCGCUAUGAAGUAGAAGCGACAUUAUUACAGUGAAAAGUUUCAGAUUGUUGUUUGUCUGUGUUUGUCAAAAACUUAAAGGAAAAUCCACCAUAAAUCUGACCUAACAUGUUAUUCCUGUUCUUUUAAAAUCUGAUUUUAGAAUAAUUCUCUAAAAACUACAACAACAUCAACAAAAUCUUCACAAUAUCAUCAGGAGAUAAAUCCUGGAGCGUAACGGCACCCAGGGCGAUUUUAUGGAGACAGGAGAGUUUUUUUUUUCUGCUUUGCUCUGAAAUGAAAUAAAGCUUCUCUGAAACGUUAUAUGUCUACAGAAGCACUUUGCGCGUCCACAAAGCCAGGCUGUGAUUUAUCGUCCACCGACCUCCUCCAGGUUUUGUGUCUUGAUGACAUCAAACGUCAGAGCCUCAAUUCUCUGUGGGAGAAGCUUGUUCCUGCCUGAACCACCAGGAUCAUUGGAAUAACAUGUGAAUUUAGAUUUGCUGUUGGGUUUCUCCUCUGAGCGAAUGAUCUGUAUCCAUGUUUGACUCAAUCAAACAUGUUAGACUGCGAGUACAGCACAUCAACAAUAGUAAUGUAUCAUCUCGGAUUUAAAAACAAUGGCUUUAUAUUUUUGAGUAUGACUAACAUGUAAUCUGUAUCUAGUGUCAUGUUGAAAACCUGAUCACAGGACUCUACAGUCACACAUGGUUUUAAAAAGUGUUCUUGUUAAUAUCAUUUUGCCCACAUUGUGAUCAGAACUCCACCUAUGUAUAUUUGGUAGGUGGAGCUGUCAACCCCACAUUAGGUUCCAGGUUUUGAAAGUGUGUGCAGUGUCGAUCUUGUGUUUUUGGUGUGAAAGCCCUUUUUCACAUAAGAGCGUGAUCAGAGCCAUAAAAGAAGCUUAUUAGUGUUAGCACUAGUCGGCUGCCCUGUCGGUGACGGGACGUUUGUCCUGCACGUUGUGCAGCAGCAGUUUCUGAAGUGUCCUGAAGUGAUGCUGCUCUGUGAGCUCUGCUUAUUGCUGAGAAGGAGCUCGUCUGUAGUGUUUUAGCAGGAAGUUUAGCAAGAAGCAGUGGAGGCAGGUGACUUUUCAACUUGGUUGGGCAGAUUUUUUUAUAAAGAAUGUGGUCACAGAUUUCAUUUACACUCGCCCACCUCUACACAGGCUCUGGCUCAGCAGAUUGUCUUCUGACUGCACUACACACUGUGCAGUUACAUCAGCAUUAAUUAGUGUUUUUCCUGAACCAGAUGAGAUAUCCAGAUACAGACCACAUGUUAAUCACACCUCUCAGUAUGGCAUGUAGAUACCGUUGCUUUAGGAGAAAUAAUGUUCAUUCAUUGUAUUUAGUGCACAUAUUAUUGGCCAGAUGUAAAUAUUGUGUUUUUAUGUGAGAAUGUGUUUUAUACUUUUGCUUGUAAUAUUGCAGAUUAAUAGAUGUGUCAUUUUUAUAUUGAUUUCCUCUGUGUGCUGCUUAAACUUAGACUAGAAUUGUGCUGCUUUACUUGCUUCAAUUCCACUGUCCAGAACAACAUGAAUACACUGAGCUGCAGUUGUGCUGUUUUUCUAAGAGAGAAAUGCCAAACUCUGGAAGCAUAUGGAUGUAGUUUUAUGAUUUUUAAAUGCUCUUUUCAUAUAUGAUGAUUUUCAUCCCAUGUUCCAAACAAACGCUAAUAGGAUUAGAGAUGGGUAAUCACCUUUGGCUAUUAUAAUCAGGCCUGGAACAUAAACGCUUACCAAUUUUCCCUAAAUAUUCCUGCAGUACCGCCGGUCCACACCCCUGACAGUGACCGAGCUGCAGUCCUCCACAGAGUGGGCUCAGAUAAUUGAGAUCCUCUCAAAUCGUUAUGGUAAUUCUCCUAAGUAUUAUUACUGUUAUUAUUUUUUUCAGACUAACAGUAGAAGCAGCACAUUGUUUUGGGCUAAUGACUUUCAGCUGGGCCCCUGAGGUAGAUGGGGGGGUUGAUUAUUUCCUGGUUUUGACAGACAGUGCCUGCUUUCAUAUCUGCCCUGGCUUCAUUUCAGGCCUGUCAGAUGUUGUCUGCAUAAAACACAUCCAGGAAUCGCCUCAAAUAUUCAGCAUUUGCGUGCGUAAGCACUCGACAGGAGUGGUGCAGAGUUGUUCCUCCCUGAGCUUUUCAUGAAAGGAUAGUUUGUCAAUGAGUGGGCUGACUUUGAGAAAGUACAAAAUCAUUGACGUGUUGAAGGCGAGAUGGCGUGAGAUGAUCUCCGCAGUAUGUUUCUCUCGUCAGAAUGACUCUUUUGAGAUGUGAAUAGACCAAACACAUUUUCCACAUCCCGUAUGAAUUAAAGAUCAAAAU
Molecule: messenger RNA, 3323 nt
Organism: Toxotes jaculatrix (banded archerfish)
Lineage: Eukaryota; Metazoa; Chordata; Actinopteri; Toxotidae
Gene: ntmt2
Product: methyltransferase like 11B
Exons: 4
Coding region: 157-1038 (293 amino acids)
Biological process (GO): N-terminal protein amino acid methylation
Cellular component (GO): cytoplasm
Molecular function (GO): N-terminal protein N-methyltransferase activity
Source: RefSeq, a predicted model, not a curated record